Molecule: messenger RNA, 2027 nt
Organism: Cyprinus carpio (common carp)
Lineage: Eukaryota; Metazoa; Chordata; Actinopteri; Cypriniformes; Cyprinidae
Product: integrin, beta-like 1
Biological process (GO): integrin-mediated signaling pathway; cell-matrix adhesion; cell migration
Cellular component (GO): cell surface; focal adhesion; integrin complex
Molecular function (GO): integrin binding
Source: RefSeq, a predicted model, not a curated record
UUGGCCUCUGAAGCGUUUGAGCUGGAUUUAGCCCAUUCUCCCUCAGUUUUGCAAAGGGGAAAUUCCUGAAGGCACUUCACUUCAGGUUUCUGGUGGGGAUCUAAACAUGCAUGCAGAGACUUUGGUGAACUCUGUCUUAGUUUCUUUGCUUCUAAUUUUGCUCUCUGCCAUUCAAGGAAGUUUACAGCAGUCGCUAAGGCAGGUGGGUGGAGGGUGUAAGAUCUCCCCUGAAUCAUCACUGAGGCGCUGUCGGACCCCCGAUGGUUUGAUCUGUAGUGGGAGAGGUGAGUGUGAGUGCGGGAUUUGCAUAUGCCAGGUCACAGAACCUGGAACGUUUUAUGGACCACGUUGUGAAUGCCAUGACUGGAUCUGCCCGACAUAUGACGGGAAGACCUGUGGAGAUCAUGGGAUAUGCAAAUCUGGAAAGUGUUUCUGUUAUGAAAACUGGUUUGGGGAAUCCUGUCAGUACCAGGAGGAAUGUUCACUCUCCAGCAAAACUAGUAAAGACCUCUGCCGCAAUGCCCAGGGUGUAGUUUGCUCCAAUGCAGGCACCUGUCACUGCGGCAGCUGCAUGUGCCAUAAUCCCGAUGGGAAGGGCCUGAUCAGUGGACGCUACUGCGAGUGUGACGACAACGAGUGUUUGGAUGAAGACUCUGGAGAAGUGUGUGGAGGCCAUGGAAAGUGUUACUGUGGAAACUGUUACUGCUCGGCUGGUUGGCAUGGAGAUAAAUGUGAAUUCCAGUGUGACAUCAGCCCAUGGGAGAGUAAGCGGAGAUGCACAUCUCCAGAUGGCAAGAUCUGUAGCAACAGAGGCACAUGUGUAUGUGGUGAGUGCACUUGCUAUGAUGUGGAUCCCUCAGGAGACUGGGGUGACAUCCAUGGAGAGACCUGCGAGUGUGACGAGAGAAGCUGCCAUGUCAUGUACGACAGAUACUCGGAUGACUUCUGUUCAGGUCACGGCCAGUGUAACUGUGGCAGGUGUGACUGCAAGGAAGGUUGGACUGGAAAGAAAUGCGAUCAUCCUCUCUCCUGUUCGCUGUCUAUGGAAGCCAGUCAGAAGAAGUGUCGGGGAACCUCCAGCCUGCCCUGCUUUGGCAGAGGGCAGUGUGUGUGCGGCCAGUGCACAUGCCACCCACCCAGAAAUAAACUUGUACACGGCAAGAACUGUGAGUGUGACGACAGGCAGUGUGAGGACCUGAACAGAGAGAUCUGUGGAGGCCACGGCUUCUGCUCGUGUGGCCGCUGUAUCUGCAGUGAUGGAUGGUUUGGGAAGCACUGCCAGUUCCCCCGCAGCUGUAACAUGACAGACGAGCAGAGCAAGAGCCUGUGCGAGACGGUCAACGGCAUCACAUGCUCUGGGAAAGGCUCUUGUCACUGUGGUCGCUGUAUCUGCUCACCACAGGAGUGGUACAUUUCAGGGGAAUUCUGUGAGUGCGACGACAGGGAGUGCGACAAACAUGACGGGCUGGUUUGCACAGGGAACGGUGUGUGCAACUGUGGAAAUUGUGAGUGCUGGGAUGGCUGGACAGGAAACGCCUGUGAAAUCUGGGUUCGAGAGGACCCCUGGUAGACACUUAAAGACUGUUUUUGUUGUCAAUCAAGACAAGAAAAAGGCGGCUGCACCAACAGCGAACAAUGGAAAACUGAUUUUUGAGAUUUGUGCAAUAUAACGACAUCCAGAUUUUCUAAAUUUAAGCAAUGUGGUUUCAAUUCCAUUACAUGCACAUAAAACAGCUGUGGGAGACGACAUCUAUAAUCCACUAUAGUUUUCCAUUUAACUAUAUAUAUAUAUAUAUAUAUAUAUAUAUAUGAAAAAUGUGUAUAAUAAUGCUUACAUAGAUUAUUGACUGACACAUAAGCAGUAAAAGGAGAGGAUAAGAACAUUUUAUUAUUAUUGCUGUUAUUGUUGCUGUUUUUCAGAGCUCUGCUUGUGUGUGAUAUGUUUAUGACCUUAUUAUAUGUACGGUAAGUUCUAUGUGACAAAAGUUGUAAACAGCCUGAUGCCAAUAAAUUUAACAUGCUCUGAA